ACAGAGUCAUCUCACAGACCAGCUCAAGUCUGAAACAUCGAGCACCUAAAGACAAGCCCACCCGCGCCACCUCUUCCCAAUUGCGUGUCAGCAUGGUUUCCUCAGCUGAGUUCAGGCGCGUGUUCGCGGCGUUCGACCAGGACGGCGACGGCAAGAUCUCCGAGGCCGAGCUGCGGCUCUGCAUGAAGGCGGCACUCGGCGGCGACAUGUCGGCCGAGGAGGUGCAGGCCCUGAUGGCGACCGCGGACACCGACGGCGACGGGUUUCUGGAUGAAGAGGAGUUCGUGAGACUGGUGGAAGAGGCGGGUACUCGGGAGGAAGAGGGAGACAGGUGCAGGGAGGCGUUCGGGAUGUACGAGAUGCAAGGCAGAGGCUGCAUCACGCCGCUGAGCCUGAAGCUGAUGAUGAGCAGGCUGGGCUUGCACCUGGACGUCGGCGAGUGCCAGGCCAUGAUCCGAAGGUUCGACAUGAACGGAGAUGGGGUGCUCACCUUCGACGAGUUCAAGACCAUGAUGAUGAUGGGUUAAUGAUAUUGGGCUGGCUGAGAAGAGAUGCGCUGUUCCUCAGCCUAAGCUAGCUAUGCAUCGCUGUUCAUUGGACUGAGCCGUUCGUU
Messenger RNA from Lolium perenne, 613 nucleotides. Its product is annotated as putative calcium-binding protein CML23. Gene Ontology annotation, molecular function: calcium ion binding. The record is from RefSeq and is a predicted model, not a curated record. Lineage: Eukaryota; Viridiplantae; Streptophyta; Magnoliopsida; Poales; Poaceae.